Ciona intestinalis (vase tunicate) is the source of this 2044-nucleotide messenger RNA. The record is from RefSeq and is a predicted model, not a curated record. Lineage: Eukaryota; Metazoa; Chordata; Ascidiacea; Phlebobranchia; Cionidae.
CAUCUCCAUGGUUUGAAAAUAUCCUGGGAAACACUGGGUGCAGUUUGUGGAUCCGGCAACACUGAAACUACCAGCUUGACAAGUGGACACCUUCUACAAGUGUUGCCAUUGGUGCCGUACCAUCCAGCCAUGCAAGACUUGAAUAAAUAACAAAAACCGGUAUAAUGUCUACGACAGAGUGGAUUAACGAGUUUGUUCCCAUUACGUCCACUACGGACAGUAUUGGAAGCCAAUCUGAACAUAUUAGAAGAUUUAGUGUUGCAGGGCUCAUGAAAUUUCCAAGAAAAAGCAUCAACAGCAUUAAAGAACGUUUGUCCAAACGAAAAGGACCUUCCACGAAAAGCCAAUCUAUUUCAGACACUGAGUUACUUCGAGCACCGAACGCAAGAACAAGUAGGACAGCUAAAGGCACAUCAUCUUUAGCUAGCACUAAAAGCGCUGUAUCUGUCGCUACCAGAGCUGUCCCCUUCACAAAAUGGUCCCGAAAGCUGUACGGAAGCGAAAAAGCGGUACAAGAUGAGCAUUUGCGAGUAAUUGAGGCGGGAGGUUUUAUCAUUCAUCCGUUCAGUAACUUUCGCUUUACUUGGGACAUGCUCUCUGCUCUUCUUAUCAUCGCAAACAUCAUUAUCAUCCCAAUGGACCUUGCAUUCUCCGGAGAUCGUCGUGAAGUUGCUAGUAUGGCGUUCAAGUUGAUAUCUGACGCUUGGUUUUUAAUUGACAUCAUACUAAAUUUCCGCACCGGUAUUUCUGUGAUCGGGACGGACAGUACAAUCAUUGAACUGGAUCCAGCAAAGAUCAGAAAUCGGUACCUAAAAGGUUGGUUCGCAAUUGACUUUAUCGCUUCUUUUCCGAUGGACUUUAUUCUCACGUAUGUGGUCGGGCAAGCACCAGGCAAGUCGCACAAAGCUAUUAGCCUUUUACGGGUUGGAAAAGGCCUUUCUUUGAUAAGAGUCGCAAGAAUACCAAGGUUGAUACGUGGUUUGCACCAAUGGGAAGAAGUAUUUAACCUCCAGUACGAUAUGGCGGUGUCCCUGCUAAGACUUGCAUAUCUUAUUUUCAUCAUUUUCCUCGUGUGUCAUUGGAUGGGGUGUCUACAGUACAUGGUACCAAUGUAUUAUGGAUUUCCCGAAGAUACCUGGGUGCGCAUGCGCGGACUGGAUAACCCCAACAUCACGUGGUGGGAAGCAUAUUCCUGGUCUUUGUUCAAAAGCACCAGCCAUAUGUUGUGUAUUGGUUACAGUGAAGUGAUACCGAUUGGUUUGAUUGACUUAUGGAUGACAAUGUUGAGUCAGAUAGUUGGGGCAAUUCUCUUCGCUGUUUUUAUUGGGAAUGCCAUUAAUUUAAUGGAAGAGAUGGACGCGUCAAAGAACGCUUAUAAAAUGAAACUUUCCCAGAUCACAGAGUAUCUUGCGUUCCGUCGUAUCCCAGUAAAACUUCGACGAAAGAUUUUGGACUACUUCGACAUUCGGUACACUGGCAGACUAUUUGACGAGGAAAAAAUACUCAAAGAACUAAGUCCAGGGUUAAGGAGAGACAUAAUCUGGCACAACUGCGCCGACCUCAUACAUUCUGUUCCUCUCUUCGAAGACGUUAGCGACGGUUUUAUUGAAGAUUUAGGAACGAAAAUGGUGUUCACUGUUUACACAGCUGACGCAGAAGUUGUUUCUGAGGGUGAAAAGGCGUUCCAUAUGUUCUUUAUUCUCCGGGGUGAACUAGUAAUCGAAGCUAGCGACGGCAGUUUCAUGCGCGAAAUAAGCGAUGGAAUGCAUUUUGGAGAGACAUGUCUUCUCAACCAAGAGUUAAGAAGAGCUGCUUCGGUUAAGGCGGCCACUAAUGUGCACAUGUACACCUUGCAUAGGCACGACUACCAACAGGUGGCACUUAGGCACCCGGAUGAUAAAAAGAGAAUCGACACAAGAUUUGCAAAACUUCGCGAACGUUCUUCUCAAUACGACUUCAUACAAAAGUGCCAAUCCAACUUCAAAAUAUAAUUGUUAGAAAAACUGAUAAGUAAUCGCUGCCAAUACAAGACUUUUUGCCAACA